ACGAACGAGAGCGAGCAUGGCGAAGCUUCGGGAGUCGUCGUCUUUCUCCACCGCCCUUCCCCCAACGUCCAUGGCCUCCGCCGCCGCAUCGCCGGAGAGCUCCGCCGCGUACGAUUUCGAAUGGGGCCCGUCUCCGGCGAGCUCCGCCGCGUCCCCGGCCCGGAUCACCGCCGACCUCAGCCCCCCUCUGAUCGCCAUGGUCGCCGUCGUGGGCACCGCCUUCCUCAUCGUCCUCUACGCCCGCAUCCUCUCCCACCACCUCCGCCGCCUCCUCCGCCGCUGGAGGCGGUGGCGGCGGCGCCAUCUCUACGGCUCCUCCUCCGACUACUACUACUUCGCCUCUCCCUACGGCCUCGACGACACGGCGAUUAGGGCGCUCCCCAUCUCCCUCUUCUCCAAAUCGAAGGCGAAGCACCUCGCGGCGACGAACCGGGAGUGCGCGGUGUGCCUCCUCGAGUUCGAGGACGACGACCCGCUCCGCACGCUCCCCUUCUGCUCCCACGCCUUCCACGCGGACUGCAUCGACGUGUGGCUCCGGUCGCACGCCACGUGCCCCCUCUGCCGCGCCUCCGCGGUGCGGCCCCCGGACUCCCCCUUCGUCCCCAUGCGCGCCGCGCGGAUCCGCCCCAGCCUCGACGAUCUCGUGCUCUUCCAGAUCGCCGCCGCGUCCCCGCCGUCGAUCCGCGGCGCUGCGCGCGACUUCCUGCUGAAGCGCUCCUACUCCUUCGGGUUCGAGCGGAGCCUCGCGGCGGAGCGUAUGGUGCUCGACGCGUCCACGGCGUCGCCGUGGCGCUACCGCCACCGCAGCUUCUGGAGCAAGCGCUGGCCCUCGCCCUUCGGGAGCGGCGGGGCCUCCUCCGCGCCGCGCGCCGCGAGGGUCUUCUCCUUCCGCUCCUACCGCUUCGCCGCCGCCGCCGGGAAGUCGCCGUUCUCGCGGCGGCGCGGCGGCUUCUUCCCCCUGGCGUCGGAGCCAAGCGCGCGGCUCGGCGGCGCGGGGCCGUCGUCGCGGCGGAGCCGCUCGAUGACGAGCCCCUCGGCGAUAUUCGCGAGGCCACCGGGCGCGGCGGCGGCGGCGCUGGGGUUUGGGUUCUCGUCGAGCCGGAUGAGGUGCGGGGAUCCCGAGGCGUUGCUGUCGCCGGAGAGGUUGAACCGGGGAUAGGAGGUCGACGGCAUGACGAGCUCACCGGGAAUCACCGGUGGCAGAGCCGCAGGGGGAGAGGAUAGGAUAGGGGCGGGAGGGGCGCGGGGGCCAGCGUCCCUGCUCCCCGCCUUAAUGGCGGGUCGCAUGCGAGAAUUUAAUGUGGUGCCGGUGUCUUUAAUGAGGCGCAUGAAGAAGAGAGAGAUAGAGAGAGAGGGGUCGACCUUUUUCAAACGCUCGUUUCUAUAAGCUCUCUUCGGUUGGUGGGACUCAUUAAUUGGGGCUUCUUUUUUUUUUUUUUUUUUAUCGAAAGGGCGUGGAUAGCGGGAAAGCUUGAAACAGAUGGAUGAAUCUAACGUCGUGUUGCUCUUUCCCUCC
Molecule: messenger RNA, 1516 nt
Organism: Ananas comosus (pineapple)
Lineage: Eukaryota; Viridiplantae; Streptophyta; Magnoliopsida; Poales; Bromeliaceae
Product: RING-H2 finger protein ATL65
Biological process (GO): protein ubiquitination
Molecular function (GO): transferase activity
Source: RefSeq, a predicted model, not a curated record